Messenger RNA from Topomyia yanbarensis, 3653 nucleotides. It is a transcript of the gene Impbeta11, whose product is annotated as importin-11. The transcript has 13 exons. Gene Ontology annotation, biological process: protein import into nucleus. Gene Ontology annotation, cellular component: cytosol; nuclear envelope. Lineage: Eukaryota; Metazoa; Arthropoda; Insecta; Diptera; Culicidae. Gene Ontology annotation, molecular function: small GTPase binding. The coding region runs from base 239 to 3235 and encodes 998 amino acids. The record is from RefSeq and is a predicted model, not a curated record.
UAUGAUACGAAUACGCAUUUUCUAUAAAUUCUGCGUGAGUGUAAAUUUUUGCCGAACGACGAGCACUAGAAAGUGUUCAAUAUUUCGCAAAUUCUCAUAAAUAUUCUGCCCAUUCUAAAUAAGAAUUGGUUUAUCAUGUUCCGCGAAUAAGUGAUUUCAUCGAGCUGCAUAUAUUUUAGCACAAAAUAAAAAUCAAUACUUUGAGCAAAUAACAGAAGCGUAAACCAUUGAAUCGAAAAUGUCGGCCGAAUCAGCAGUAUACGAAGCAUUGAUGUACGCUUGCAGUCAGGAUGCACAAUUGCUCAAACCGGCAGAGCAGAAGCUUGCGGAAUGGGAAAUUCAACCAGGUUUCCAUUUGACGUUGGUUAAGCUGUUUUCAGACCAAUCAAUCGAUGCUAAUGUGCGUUGGAUGGCCUCUUUAUAUUUCAAAAAUGGGGUACUCAAAUAUUGGAGGAAGAACGCACCAAAUGCAAUCGCACCAGAAGAAAGAGAAGAGAUAAAGAAAAUUCUGUUACUGCGGUUUAAUGAGCCGGUACAACAGAUUGCAAUUCAGAUUUCGGUACUCAUCGGAAACAUUGCUCGAUUUGAUUGUCCACAAGAAUGGGUGGAGCUAGUGCCAACGCUGGUUGAGGUAGUCCAAAGUAAUGACUUGUUAGUACAGCAUCGUGGGCUGCUCAUACUACUUCAUGUAGUAAAAGUACUUUCAUCGAAACGGCUCCAACGCGACAGGAAUCACUUCGAGGAUCUGACAACAAAACUCUAUGAUUUUAUCCUAAAUCUGUGGGAUGGAUUCACACAACUUUUCUACACUAAUAUUCGAGAGCGAGCAUCAUUGGAAUUGUGUACUUCUAAUUUGGAGAAAGCAAUAAUAUCUUUGCGAAUUCUUAAGAAACUCACCAUUUAUGGUGUAUAUGGGCCGCACCUUUCCCCAAAAUGCAUGAUGUUCAUACGCGUGGUAUUCCAACGAUUGAAGGAGCUACUAGACUGCCGAUUGCAAGUUAAGCAAAUCGAAAAACAACAGAUAGCCGGUUGUAAACUGAGUGGACAGAUGGAAAAGUUCACAAUCAAACACAUGAAGUUCCUUAACUUGUUCUUCGAAACACAUCCAGCUUCGUUCGUCGAGUUCAUUCCAGCGGCCUUUGAGUUUUCAUUCAACUACGUUUUUCACGAGGGAACGAAUCUCAUAUUCGAAGACAAUGUGAUUACAUUCCCUAAUUUUGCAAUACAAUGUUUAAAUUUGAUUAAAGGUAUUCUCUCGCAUAACCUGAUACAUGUAGAUAGCGAUAGAGAACAAAUCAUCAACAAGGCGAAAAAUGAAUUCUUCACACCAGAGCGAUUAAGUUAUAUUUUUGAGAAGAUUAUUAUGCACUACUUUUUACUAACAUCCGAAGAGUUUGAACUAUGGGAUAGUGACCCCGAAAGCUACGUGUUAGAUGAAGGUGGCGAUUCAUGGAAGUACAACCUGAGGUGUUGUACAGAAGCAUUCUACAUGAUACUGUUCCAGAAAUACAGUCCAAUGUUGAUAAUCGAGUUACAGAAGUUUAUAUCGAAAUCACAAUCGUUAGCAUUGACAGAAUCUUCGGAUAUCACGGAUUUGUUGAUAAAGGAUUCAAUUUACAAUGCUACGGGACUGGCGGUAUUCAACUUAUUUGAUGAGAUUAAUUUUGACGAAUGGUUCACUCAGCAACUGCUCGAGGAACUAAAGUUCAAAACACACAACUUCCGAAUAAUUCGUAAGCGUAUCAUUUGGCUGAUCGGACGAUGGACAGGAGUUAGGUUUUCUAAAUCCCUACGCCCAGAAGUAUAUCGUGCUUGUCUCGAGUUACUACACCCUUCCGAAGAUUUGGCAGUGCGUCUCACCGCAUCUAAAACUCUGAAGAAUAUCAUGGACGAUUUUGAGUUUGAUGCUGAGCAGUUCCUAGAAUUUUUGGAACCAGUUAUCACUCUUUUGUUCUCUCUACUGAAGGAAGCUAACGAAUGUGAUACGAAAAUGACGGUGCUUUAUGUUAUGUCUUUCAUAAUCGAGAAAAUGUCAAUGGCGAUCAAACUGGAGGUGGAGAAUCUGGUCCAAUAUCUUCCCCUGUUGUGGGAGGAGAGUCGAGAGCAUGAUAUGCUGCGGUGUGCCAUUAUUUCAACCUUGUUACAAACCAUAAAGGCUUUGUACGAAAUUCCUGCUGGUGAGCCGGUGGUUGCAUUCAUCUAUCAAAUCAUUGAGUUGAGUACAAACGUAAAUGAACCGUCCCACGUUUAUUUACUCGACGAGGGUUUGGAGCUUUGGCUUAUUGUGGUGCAGUAUAGUAAGACUAUGAAUCAUGAUCUCCUGAGGCUCUGUGACAAUCUGCUACCCCUUAUCGAACAAUCCUCCAGCAAUCUGCGAACGUGUCUAGCGAUCACACAAACCUACAUCUUCCUGUGUCCAGAAAUAUUCCUACCAAGGCACGGAAAGGACAUCAUUAAAACGUGUCAUUAUAUUCUGUCAGAUCUGCGAGCAGAAGGCGUCAUCGUAAUCUACCGGCUAUUUCUUACCGUUUUACGUGCUGCACCAAAGUAUUCGAUUGAGCUGCUUAGGCCAUAUCUGGUUGAAAUAUUCAAAAAAUACUACGACCAUGAAGCAUAUCUGCAGAUCAACCAAAUUUAUCUGCAAAUGAUCGCACGAGUGCUCAUUCUGGAUCAAGUUACUUUCAGUAUGGUUCUCACCGAAUUGGCCAUUCCAGAUGCUCUGGAAAAAAUAAUAACGACGUGGAUAAAUGAAAUGCCCGCGGUUGCAAGGAGCAACGAAAAGAAACUGCUUGCACUGGCGCUAACUAGUCUGAUUACCGUGUCUAAUGAUGUUAUCUUUGAAAACUUCAGUGGCAUCUUGACUAAUUUGAGUGAAACGCUCAAUGACAUCACCAACGAUGACGAACAAAGUGGGUCCAAAGUAGAUUCUCUGAUAUUGACUGAUGACAAUGAAGAGGAAAUAGGCAUGAUGAUGUUCGGUUAUGGUUUUAUUGACACGGAAAAUAUGCAAAACGAAACACCUCAUUACGAUCGUUGUAGGGCGGUUUGUUUACAGGACCCAACACAUGUGAUAGUAUUGAAAGAUUAUCUCCAGAGUCAGCUGAUUACGUUAAAGUCUAAUAUCGGCGCCGAACGAUACCAAUCGUUAUUAUCACGGAUCGACCUACAGAUCCUGAAAGAACUGAGUGAUUUUGUUACACUGGGCAUCCAACUGCCUGUGCAGGAUUUGCAGUAGAAAUGGACACUGACAAAUAUUUGGAGGCCUUUUUAUAAAAAUCAGUACUUUUAUUUAAAGUUUCUCGAAAUUUUCUUUGGUUUUCUGUGGUUUUUGGAAAACUUCAAUAAAUUUUACAAUGAAAUUGGCAAAAAUGAUAUGAACUCGAUACGCUUCCGAAUUGUGUUAGUCAGUAGAUUUACGAAAUUGUACAAUACAUGUCACAAUUACAAUGUACCUAACUGUUCUUAUAUUCUGUUAGCAGGGCAUGUUGAAACCCUAUUCUAGGUACUUGAAACGUGUUGGAGACAGGCAUGUUACUGCAUUGAUUCAUCCAUUCUGUAUGUAUCUGAUUUGAUGAUUAUCACUCUCAUAAAACAUCCAACAGAAUACUGUAUUACUCAGCAGUCUAUCCAAACAGAUGUAAAUACAAGUUUUA